UUUUUUUGUUGCUAAUUUAGGCAAGAAUACUUUCCAAAGCCACUAUAAAUGAUGGACAUGUUGCUUGUGCUUUCACUUAACUAAAAUGGGAAGUAUCGCAGGGUUACUUCAUAUUUCCACGUGGAGUUUCACUUUUAAUGGCAUUAUACUUGUAUUUUGAGUGGUUUUGUUCACUCAGCAGGUGCAAUGCCAAAUAAGAUGAUAAUACAUUUUGAUUCUUAACUGUUAAAAUCUUUUGACAUGCAUCGUGUAAAGCAGUUUUGACAGUUUUCUACCAUUAAGAUGAAAAAAGAAAGCUGUAUCCUUGUUGGCCUUGUCAUACACUUUGAUUCUACUCCUAGACAUGAGCGGCGCAUGACCAGUUUAUCUGUAGAUUAGUCUGGCUCCUGGAUUAGUAGUCUGGAUUACCUCCACCUUAAUGAAUGAAAAAACUAAAAACACAAUUAUAAUGGACCCCAGCAAGAGGAUUCUGUCAUUAUACUGACAGAGACAAGUGCUGGUAGCUGCUGUGGUAGUGAAAUAACUGAAAAAAUUAGUAUUCAUGCAAACUUUUAAGAUUUAUAUAGGCAUCAAGGUUUUAAGGUGUAUUUUUAUGUGAAAUAUCCAUCUACUUUAGUUUAAUUACCCUAACUAACACGACUCUGCAAAAAUAAUUUUUGCCUUCAGCAAGUCAUUUGAGCGAUAAAUAGAAGCCAUACCCAAAAGUCACACCAGUCAAAUUUCUGAACAUUUUGAGGCACAGAUCUUUUAAAUGCACACUGGAGGCAAAGGAGAAAAAAUAAACGGACAAAACCUUUCACACCAACUUUCAUUGGCUCUUCCAUUUCUGCAACAGCAGAGCUUAACGUUUGUCUUAAGUGACAGAUGUGAUGGAUCGGGCAAAGCUGCCAAUUUGCAGUAUGAAAAUGCACCGGCCGCCUGUCAGGUUACUGAGGAGCAGAUGGGUUAGUGGGGGUCUAAUCAGGCCAAAACUGAGUUAAGCCGGGCCGACAGCAACUAGUGGCACUAAUAAAGAUGAAUUGAGGAUGGGUGGCUUGUAUCACUGCAUUACAAUUUCUGCUCCUUUUGGAGAAAAAAACGCAGGAGCCAAGAUGAUAGAAAGAAAGAGGGGUGUAGUUUGGGGUUUUACUGUUAAUGUAUUUUGUGGCUGUGGUGCAAAAAUAUUCUCGGAAAAAAGACGAGAACAUGCAAGGAGGGAGAGAGAAAGGGAGAAAGAGAGAGGGGGCUUGGGGGAGAGGGGGAAUACACAUAUUAUGGUAGAUAAGGGUGCUUGAGAUGGGGGUAGACGAAGAUCCGCCCCUUGCUGGGAUCUAAAUGGGGGAGGGGUCUCCAACUGGUCAGAGAAACCCCUUCAGCAGGGGUCCAUUGUCUACUACCCACAGCUAUGAAUAGAAAGCUGAUUACAGCAGUCAGCAUAUUGUAUCCCGUUGCUGGGGUGCCUAUGGUCGAUCACCACAUGUUGCCAUUCUGUCUGAUGUCUCCUCAUCUCAUUUUCACAUAAAGUGUUUCACAGUUUUUUCAUUGAAAAGCUUUUGCUCGCAUUUUAGAUCUAAACUGCAGGCUGCAAGUGUUUUCCUCUCUUCUACAUCAUGCCAGAUAAAGCAAAUCCUCCCUCUCCCCAUCUCAAAGUGACUUGUCUAUUAUUAAAAGCUUUUAAAUGGAGCAGUGUCUUGGCUGACUACCAAAUCCAGUGCCUUGUUGCCAGGGAAACACAUACCCGUGGUCUCGGCUCUCUUUUUUUUUUCCCUCCCUGGUGGCUCAUAUUUCAAAACUGUCAGCAAUCUUGUGCGCUCACACUGCUGCCUUUCAGCUAAAAGCUUUUUGUGCUGCCAGUGAAGCAGAAUGGAGGGGAAAGGAGAGCGGAUGGGAGUGGUUAGAGGAGAGGGAGGGAAAAUGAAGGGCCUCCCUCACCGUUGCCAAGGCAACUUGAUGUCACGGUGACAUCACGCACCACUAAAAGCUUUUAACCGGAUUCCUCUCCUGCCUUAGGCCCCAUUUUGAGUCCUCUUUCAGCUAGGCUAGGGGGAAGGGCACAGGCAGGAACGGCGUGUGUGCCUUCUUGCAUGUUUCACUCCCUCACUGCAGACUCAACACAGCUUAUAGCACAGUAAAAGACUUUCAAAUUCAACCUCUAAAGAGCCUAUUCCUGCAAAGCACAGCCAGCACAGGCCAGGAGAACCAUUUCAAAGAUGGCAUCAGACGAUGGUUUCAGCUACCUAUUGCCAGGCCACAGUGAGAAGCACAGGAGGGCCCCAAACUGGACUGACGGUGAAAUGAAAGCCCUCCUGUACGUAUGGGAGGAACACCACAACGAACUGAAAAUGAGCAAGAGGAACGCCAAGGUGUACGAGAAGAUGUCCCAGAGGUUUUUCCAGCUGACCGGAGAGCAGCGUUUCAAAGAGGAAAUCAAGAUGAAAAUCACCAACAUGUCUUUCCAGUACAGGCGACUGAAAUCCACAGUCGGCGAAGGUGGUGAGAUGCCGGACUGGCCGUAUUAUAAGUCCAUCGAGAAGAUCCUCUCCAAGCCGCUGGAGAACGGGAGGGUGAACUCUUUGGAGUUUCAGGCCUCCACUGCAGGUCCGUCCACUUCCUCCCAGUCUACAGAUAACCUAGUGGCCCAGGCAGAGGAAGGGAUGAUGGGAUUCCUGCCAGAGUACACAGGCUCCUCAGAUGAAAUGGAGAUAAAGCAAGAGCUGGACUCUUUGAGCUCUGACAGUGAGCACACACAGGGCUCCAGCUCCCAUCCUACCUCAGCCAGGAAAAGGCAUGCCAACAAACAUCUGUUCAUGAAGAGGAAGAAGCUGCGGGUGAUGCAAGCCAUGCUGCAGCAACAGAAGAGGUCGAGCCGAGCCAUAGAGGAGACGUGCAGGGAGGUCCGCCGGGCCAUGCACCAACAGAACCUCCUCCAGGUCCAGUGUCUGCAGCUGCAGGAACGUAUGAUGAAUCUCCUGGAGAAGAUGAUCCAGCCUUCCUCCCCAGCGUCAGCAUCGUGGGCUCAGAGUGGCGUCAAAGAUCCGGGGAAGCCGUGAAGUGAAGUGGGAGGGUUGUGGUCGUUUGGGAGAGAUCAUCGUCUUGUAUCACCUCUAGCC
Thunnus maccoyii (southern bluefin tuna) is the source of this 3089-nucleotide messenger RNA. RefSeq names its product Myb/SANT-like DNA-binding domain containing 1 (gene msantd1). The transcript is spliced from 3 exons. The record is from RefSeq and is a predicted model, not a curated record. Gene Ontology annotation, cellular component: nuclear body. Bases 2190 to 3029 code for a protein of 279 amino acids. Gene Ontology annotation, biological process: positive regulation of DNA-templated transcription. NCBI's taxonomy places the organism in Eukaryota, Metazoa, Chordata, Actinopteri, Scombriformes, Scombridae.